AUGGAAUCCACUCAUGAUGGAAGUAUGAGUCAGGAUGCAGUGUCCCUGAACAACGGCUCCUAUGACGAGAGCAAUCGAGAACUGCGCUCCGAAACUCCCCCGACCCAACAUCGUCGGGGAUACCAGGCCUGUGAUCCGUGUCGCAAACGAAAAGUCAAAUGCGACUUGGGAAGUGUCGAUAAUCCCCGACCGCCGCCAUGUGUAAGAUGCCGCCGUGAAAGUAAGCGGUGCGAGUUCUCCGCCACCAGGAGAAAGCGCAAGACUUCCGAUGCCGAACCGGAGCAAGAAACCCCAUUACGGCGCGACAAGCGUAUGAUGGUGGGGGAAGUGUUAUAUGGAGAGUCAUCAUCAAGUAUAGGCAGCAACGGCAAGAGGGAGCCCUCCUACGGCCCUACGGCACCAGCACCUUUCGACAACGGGAACCUGCACAAAUACGCAUGGCCAGAGAACUCGCCUCAUACCGUCUCGCAGGCAUCACCUAUUAUCCAGAAAGAUCACCACCAGCAUAGCCCCGUCUCAGCGAGCCACUAUCACGACGGAAGGGGUAUACAAUCCAGUGCGUAUCAGGCACAACACAGUCGAGGGCCACCAGGGUCCGAAAUAAGACAACAUGUCAUGAAUAAGACCGCCGCAGACUUGCUGUUUCCAACUAUCAGUAACAGUCACGAUGCGCUCCAUCUGCUAUCAGAAGCUGCUGGGCGAACGGAAGAUCUCAACCGCCAACGCCUCGAGAAUAAAGCACGACAGUCGGCGGGCUCCUACGGCGCCCAUAUGUCGGCAACCUCGUCGACGAUGCCUAGAAAUCCACACCACCCAUACCCGAAACGAUCACACCAAAUGUCAGCAGAUGGGUAUAGCGACACCAGCGCUGAUUACCGGAAGCAGAAUUUUGAGACGUAUAAUGACCCUGGCUAUUUGGAUGCCGUCAAGGCGUGGUCACGUCUUCGAUUUGUUCGGGCCGGAUGGCUAAGCGUUGAAGAGGCAAUGGCUUAUAUUGCUUACUAUUAUAAACAUCUCGCACCAUUGAGUCCAAUUGUGAUUCCCGACUUUUCACCUCCUUCUACUCACCGCACAUUGCUCACAGAUGAGCCUGUACUGGCAGUGACUAUGUUAACGACUGCUUCCCGCUAUAUGAAACCUAAGGGUGACGGAGCUCACACUCGAGGGUACUAUAUACAUGACAGGCUCUGGGCCUAUCUUCGCGGUAUGAUCGAACGUCUCUUCUGGGGUCAGGAGAAGUUCACCGGAAACUCAGUAGGAAUGGGUACGCCUCGAUCUCUCGACAUACCCCUACCGGCUCAAGGCCAAGCAUCGCUUCGUGGACAUCUUCGAUCUUUAGGCACUGUUGAGGCACUCUUGAUUUUAACAGACUGGCAUCCGCGUAACCUGCAUUUUCCUCCCGGUGAUGAUGAGAACACUCUGCUAGACGCAGAUGCACUCUUGCCUUCUCGAAACGAUGGUGAUAGCGAUAGCCGAGGUCCAAGUGGUGGUGGUGUCGAAGGACGGUUUGCUUUUCAGAAAUGGCUAGAGCCCACAUGGCGUUCAGAUCGUAUGUCGUGGAUGUUGCUGAGUACUGCACAAGCCUUGGCAUUCGAACUCGGCGUGUUCGAUCGAAAGGCCCCUAGCGCUCUGGAGUCCGUUGCCGAACAAGUGCGCAAGCGCCGGGUGCGGCGGCUCAUCAUCGUGUACAUCACGCAAGGAAGCGGGAGACUUGGUAUUCCAUCAAUGCUGCCGCUUGAUAGGUGGAGCGAUGAUAUCGAACCAACCACACCUGCUGAUGCUACAGAAGCAGAGAUUGCAAUUGAUCGAAUGCAAGAUCUGUGGGUGCAGAUAUCCAAGAUUAUGUCAUUGAGCAAUACGGAUCUCUUCCCGUCCAAAGAAUAUACGUCUGAACUUAUCAAGACCGGGCGAUAUAAGCAACAAAUUGCUGAGUUCUUACCACACCUGCAAAAGUUCAGGGCAUAUUAUGAUAGUGUUUCUUUAUCCCCUCAGAUGCAAAAUAUUCUAACAAUUGAAUAUGAAUAUACUCGCAUCUACGUCAAUUGUCUCGCCUUGCAAGCAGUGGUGGAACGAUGGACUACCAUCAACAAUGAACCUUCAAGUAAAUCAUCAGCGGCGAGCUCUCUUCGCGUACUUAUGGAGAUCUAUCGAGUCAAUGAAAAAUACAUCCAGGAGGUGGUCGAUGCUUCGCGGAAGAUACUCCAUAUUGUCUUGGAUUGUCUUGUUCCAGACGAGCAAUUGAAGCACUGCCCUGUACGAACGUUCUUCAGGAUACUCUCGGCAAUGAUCUUUAUUCUAAAGACUUUCACACUUGGUGCCACGGAAGAUGAUGUCCGUGUAUCAUUAGACCUGCAAGAUCGAACCAUAGAAGCCCUACGAACCUGUGUCGUGGACGACGUCCAUCUCAGCAACACCAUCUCCCGACUACUGGAACUUUUAACAGCAAACAUCCGUACCAGAUUCCUGCGAUUUGCGCCAACGGAUCGGGGUGCAGAUGGCGACAGCCACGAACGGAGCUCUCAGCCAAGCUCACGAGUAGCCUCACCUCGACCGACAAAAGAUAAUAACUCCACACGCAGAGAUUCGGGGGCGCACUGGCAGCAUCAAAUUCCAACACCAACCCACAAUAAGCUUGGGUAUCAAUUCAAUCAAGGCGCAGGAGAAUCACAACAGCAGCAUCCCGUCGGCAGCCAUCAUGAUCCCCUAGCCGGCAUUCCAGCUCAACCAAUCAACUCGUCUAACAUCGGCGUAUCAUUCAUGCCCCCUCCUCCCUCGGUAUACUACAAUUACUACGGUGCCAAUGGGCCCUCCCCCCCGAAGCUCGACGACUCAAACUCAAUCGCACAAUCUGUCCACGAAGGCGGCCUUCCGGAUUGGUUUGCGCUGCCUUUGGACCAAUUCUUCAACAGUUCUGCUACCGGAGUGGAUCAGGGUCUGGGGGGUACCGGUCCCAUGCUUGGAGAAUUUGAUAUGCUAGAAGUUUUGCUCAACGAACAACUGGACAAGGACGGUAAUGUUGGUGGUCCUUCUGCGGGUAAUGGCGUGGAGAAUAUGGACGGGGCUCCUACGCCGAGGAAUCAGCAUCAACAUCAUCCGUUUAUGUGA
Molecule: messenger RNA, 3105 nt
Organism: Talaromyces marneffei
Lineage: Eukaryota; Fungi; Ascomycota; Eurotiomycetes; Eurotiales; Trichocomaceae
Exons: 6
Coding region: 1-3105 (1034 amino acids)
Biological process (GO): positive regulation of transcription by RNA polymerase II; aromatic amino acid catabolic process
Cellular component (GO): nucleus
Molecular function (GO): zinc ion binding; DNA-binding transcription factor activity, RNA polymerase II-specific
Source: RefSeq, a predicted model, not a curated record